Molecule: messenger RNA, 555 nt
Organism: Penicillium psychrosexuale
Lineage: Eukaryota; Fungi; Ascomycota; Eurotiomycetes; Eurotiales; Aspergillaceae
Exons: 2
Coding region: 1-555 (184 amino acids)
Source: RefSeq, a predicted model, not a curated record
AUGGAUGGUCAGCAAGAUGCUAAGGCUGCCAUUGAAGCCCUACAGCGAAGAAGACUUCAAAACCGCAUUGCUCAGAGAAACCGUCAGGUUCAGCAACAGCGAGUGAAAGAGCUAGAAAAACAAACGAAGGGGAGCCAGCAGCAAAAGAAUGGCAAUGCCUGUCCUUCUGAUAAUAAUCAGUUUGAGCGGAAUAUACCGGCUCUUGCCUGUUUUGAAUCAGACUUACCCCAAUCUGAAGCUGUGGAUUGCGGGAAUUACGCUGCCAUUCAACUCGAGAAGUUGCCGGAGCAAAAAGAGAGUCCUGGCAUUGCAAGUUCGAUUCAGAGACUAAAUGACUUCAAUAUCUUCGAUGCCAUAAUGGAAGAAAUGCCGACUUUUGCACUGGACCCCGAACCCGGAAUUUGCUCUUUGUCCGCUCAUUGUCGAGCCAUCCAAAGAUCUAGAGACACAUCGAAAAAGGACACCAGAGGAGACUCUGCAACAUCCCAGGCAAUUUCAGCAGCAGAAGUCUACUGUGAGCCGAAACUCUCUUGCGGCGAUGGCCCUAUCCACUGA